AUGCUGUUCUGCUUCUUUUCAGACGAAGUGUGGGAAGUACUGUUCAAGAAGAAUUUCAGCAAUCCAGCAGCCAAUCAAGUCCAACCAGAGGAAUGUGACAACCAGUCCUGUCCAAUAAAGAAAGAGCAAGAGGAGACAGCCUCCAACACCAAAGGAGAGCAGUUCAACUUUGGCGGUAGCUGGAGCACUCUUCCCUCUUGGCCAGUAGGAGCCAGUCAUGGAGGAGUCAGCCAAUCGCAGAGGGGCAAGCACCGAUGCAGCUUCUGUACGUACUCGAGCGACCUCAUCAGCGACAUCACCAAGCACGAGAGGAAGCAGACUGGGGAGAAGCCCUAUGUCUGCCGCAUCUGCCACAAGGCUUUUGUCCGUAGCGACAGCUUGGCGGAUCACUUGAGGAUCCACACUGGUGGCAGGCGCUUCCGCUGCCAGCUCUGCCAGAAAGCAUUUGCUCGCUCCUGGUCCCUAGCAAUCCACCAGGAGGUUCACAUGGAGCACAAGCACCUCGGCUGCCGCUUUUGUUCCAAGGCGUUUGCACUCGAGGUCAGCCUAAGGGAUCACGAAAAAAUGCACCUAAGGGGGAAGCCCUUCGAGUGUCAGACGUGCAAGAAGUCAAUCCCACACAGGUCUAACUUGGUGCUCCAUGAAAAGACACACUGGGGAUGAGUUAUUCAACAAACCUUGAAAAGUUUUUAAGAUUUAUAUAACUUAUUUUGAAGUUAGAAAUGGCCUACUUUCUCGUUGUACCCCAAGAAUGUGCACAUUUAGUAUUUGGCUAUGCUGAUACGAAGUUACAUAGCGAGGCGGUCCAGUACAGGCAUGUCUUGAAAGGUUUUUUUAGAACUUGAACCCUUAUAAUCUUUUUAAGAGAUCUAAUCCUUAAAAUCCAGUGCAAGACUAACAGCCAAUUAUGGCAGUAAUGCGCCAUUUUGCAUUAAAUGUGUUUGCCACAUCUCGCACCAAAAUGCCGUUUUUGCUAAGAAUUGUGCCACACUUGC
This is a messenger RNA of Ixodes scapularis (black-legged tick), 995 nucleotides long. Its product is annotated as zinc finger protein 90-like. NCBI's taxonomy places the organism in Eukaryota, Metazoa, Arthropoda, Arachnida, Ixodida, Ixodidae. The record is from RefSeq and is a predicted model, not a curated record. The coding region runs from base 1 to 663 and encodes 220 amino acids. The transcript has 2 exons.